Salvia splendens (bonfire salvia) is the source of this 9276-nucleotide messenger RNA. RefSeq names its product nuclear pore complex protein Nup214-like. The record is from RefSeq and is a predicted model, not a curated record. NCBI's taxonomy places the organism in Eukaryota, Viridiplantae, Streptophyta, Magnoliopsida, Lamiales, Lamiaceae. The transcript has 3 exons. The coding region runs from base 7789 to 9123 and encodes 444 amino acids.
UUCCAUCUGUACCAAGUCAACAGAAAGUUCCAUCUGCUUCACCCUGGAAAAGAAAAAAUAAAGUUCCAUCUGCUUCACCCCGGAAAAGAAAAAAUAAAGUUCCAUCUGUACCAUCCCAGCCAAGUCAACAAAAUGUUCCACGACACACUGGUGGUCCAUCAGCUGCUGCACAUAGUCCUUCUAGUUCAAAUUCUACCUCGAAGUCGCGGAGUAAAACUGCAAAGAAGGCCAGGACUCAAAAUCCGGCUUCCUACCAUGUUAGAUUCGAUACCUUUUGGACUGUCUGCCGUGGAUGCAACAUGCAUUUUGAGUAUCUUAAGAUGUAUUGCAACCGUACUCUUCUUUGUCUCAAUUGUAAUAAGCCAUUUAUGGCUUUGGAGAUAGCAACACCGGUAUUUUCCAAAUCAGCCAAACCGGUUCCUUGGGUUCGACGAGAGAUAUCAAACACAAGUUUCCCUUUCAAAAUGCUUGUGAUCCUAAAGGAAAAGCUGUAGCUGCUGAAAACACAGGAGCAGGACAAACCGGUCCCAGUUCUUUCGUGUAUACAUUCAUUCAGGAGGGACCCCUUCCUGAAAUGGAUUACACGGCUUGUUCUGGUCAAAAUGGUUUUGAUUUUAAUGGAAAUGCUGCAGCUGCUCAAAACCCAGGAUCAGGCCAAACUGGUCCCAGUUCUUUUGUGCAUACGAACUAUCAGUGGAGACCCCUUCCUCAAACAGCUAAUACUGGUCAAAAUGCUUUUGAUCCUAAAGGAAAAGCUGCAGCUGGCCAGUUCUUUUGUGUAUACGAACUAUCAGGGACGUCUUCCUGAAACUGCUUAUACUGUCAAAAUGGUUUUGAUUUUAAUGGAGAUACUGCUCAAUACCCAGGAGUAGGCCUAACCGAUCCCAGUUCUUUCGUGUAUACGAACUAUCAGCAGGGUCCUUUUCCUGAAACGGCUUACACUGGUCAAAAUGCUUUUGAUCCUACCGGAAAUGCUGCAGCUGCUUAAAACCCAGGAGCAGGCCAAACUGGUUCGAGUUCUUUCCUCUGUACAAACUAUCAACAGGGACCCCUUCCUGAAACGGCUUAUGCUGAUCAAAAUGCUUUUGAUCCUAAAGGCAAUGCUGCAGCUGCUCAAAACCCAGGAGCAGGCCAAACCGGUCCCAGUUCUUUCGUGUAUACAUACAAUCAGCAGAGACCCCUUCCUGAAAUGGAUUAUACGGCUUAUUCUGGUCAAAAUGGUUUCAAUUUUAAUGGAAAUGCUGCAGCUGCUCAAAACCCAGGAUCAGGCCAAACCAGUUCCAGUUCUUUUGUUUAUACAAACUAUCAGCAGGGACCCCUUCCUGAAACGGAUUAUACUGCUUAUACUGGUCAAAAUGGUUUUGAUUUUAAUGGAAAUGCUGCAGCUGCUCAAAGCCAAGGAUCAGGCCAAACCGGUCCCAGUUCUUUUUUGUAUGCAUACUAUCAGCAGGGACCCUUUCCUGAAACGGCAUACACUGGUCUAAAUGAUUUUGAUCUUAAUGAAAAUGCUGCAGCUGCUCAAAACCCAAGAGCAGGCCAAACCAGUCCUAGUUCUUUCGUGUAUGCAUACUAUCAGUAGGGACCCCUUCCUGAAACGGUUUAUACGGGUUAUACCAGUCAAAAUGGUUUUUAUUUUAAUGGUAAUGCUGCAGCUGCUCAAAACUCAGGAGCAGGCCAAACUGGUUCCAAUUUUUUCGUGUAUACAAACUAUCAGCAGCUUAUAUUGCUGCAGAGAAACCAGAUAAUGUUUUCCAGAUGGCGCAUGGUAGCUUGAAGAGACCACAUCCUGAAUUACACGCCUCUGCUAAUUUGGAUAAUUCUUUAAAAAGGUAAAACUAGAUGCUGGUGAUAGUAUGGAUACAAAGCAAACCACAAUAUGGCCCAGGGAGAUUUUGGGGCUGAACUGCUCAUGAGAAGACUUUCCGCCACUAGCUGUCUGAUACGAAUAUAGAAGGGAAAGUAUACAAAACGAGUGCUUCGGGCAGUGUUUGGAAGAAAUAAACAAAAAGAUAUAGAUGGGCAUGGUAAGGAUUAAGGAAACAAAUAUCUAGAAGAUUUUGUUUGAGUAUAUAUCUCUUUCAUUUGAUUUUGUUUGAGUAUCUCCCUUUUAUUUAGGAAAGACUCUUUUGAUUUAGGAUAGAAUAUCUCUUUCCUUAUCUCUUUCAUUCAGGAAAGAAUACCGUGGCCUCCUAUAGAUGAUAAUUGAGAUUAAAUUAGUAUUUUCUUUCAGUUAUUUAGUCAAACAGUUAGUUCAGUUUUUUUUCCAUUCAAUAUUUCAUUCAGUUCCUUUUAUUAUAUAAUUGGUGUGUGAUUAACUGAUUAUCUGCGUGAGUCGAUAGCUGUUGGAUAUUACUCUUCUGCAUCACUUUCCUUUUGGUUGCUGUCCGGCCUUUACUCUAACAUUGUCUGCCUAGCAGUAUCAGAGAUAUAACCCGAAAUUUGUUGGUGCUUAAUACUCCAAAGGAGGUUUUGAAGAAGCUAAGCGACUGAUGGUAAUAGAAAUUACUCCAGUUAUGUUAUUAGUAGUGGGAUGUCCUGACCUGUGUAUGCUUGCUGUUCAUCUAUUUUCUUUAACAAAAAACCCCUUUUGUUUGUUUAGUAAUGAAUGUGUUUUGCCAUUAUAGAAAAUUCCUUUUUAAGUCAUGACCUGACUAUACUGUUUUUCGGGGGUACAAGCUCCGUACAAUCUGUGAUUUUAUCAAUGAAUGUAAUGCAAAAAAUUGUUUUAUACUAAUGGAUUGUCUUUUAAUCUAAGCAAAGUCCAUAGUUUCGGGUUUUCAUUCCUUCCCUUCAGCUAUGUGCCUACUGUUUUCAGCUGUAAGUACUUUGAUAAAGUAUUUAGCAUAUCCUAAGAAGGAAAUUACCACUGAUUUGAUUAUGCUACUGGGCCAUCCCCAAUGCACAAUGGAUCAGAUUCCAAGUUUUGGAGGUAUGGUUCCUGUCAAAUAUCUUCAGGUAAUUAUUAUCCUCGUCAGCUAUAAUAGUUGUGUUAGUAAUUACACUCAUUUAAUGUUAUUUGCAAUUAAUCUAAUUAAUGUAACUUUUGAUAUUCUUAGAAAAAAGUAAUUAGUGGAAAACUUUUGUAAUAAUUAUAAUACUAUUAUUAGAACGAUAUUAAUUGUAUAUCCUCUUUUGGUGUGUACAAUGAGGCAGACCAUCUCAAGUAAUUAUUAGUCUGUAAAGUCUAAAAUUUUACUAUCAUCCAACUCUUGAGAACUUAAUCUGUACACUCAUUAGUGCACGCUGAUUCGUAGGGCGCGUGCUCCGUAUUUUUACUGAAUCGCCUUGGUGCGCUCCUAACAACACGGGCUUUGCCUACAAUGGACUCUGGGAUGUUCUACCUGAUGAAUGCUGUUUGGACAACAAAAUCACAAGAGCUGGUCACAAACUGUCAGAGUACUUUUGCUUGGGGGAAUGCUAACAAAAUCACCUGCAUUGUUGAUCAACCGUCGAAUGCGAACCCCUAAGAAACCCAGAAAGAGCAGGAAAGCAGAAGACCCAAAGCGAAGUUAAAGAUACCAAACAAAGUUAAGUUGGUCGAUUCUUGGUACCCAGAUUUCUUUGUGUAUACGAACUAUCAGGGACGUCUUCCUGAAACUGCUUAUACUUGUCAAAAUGGUUUUGAUGUUAAUGGAGACACUGCAGCUGCUCAAAAUCCAGGAGUAUGCCAGGCCGAUUCCAAUUCUUUUGUGUAUAUGAAAUAUUAGCAGGGUCCCUUUCCUGAAACAUCUUAUACUGGUCAAAAUGGUUUUGAUCCUAACAGAGAUGCUGCAGCUGCUCAACCCAGGAACUGGCCAAACCGGUCUGAGUUCUUUCGUGUAUACAAACUAUCAACAGGGACCCCCUCCUGAAAUGGCUUAUGCUGGUCAAAAUGCUUUUGAUCUUAAUGGAAAUGCUGCAUCUGCUCAAAACCCAGGAUCAGGCCAAGCCGGUCCUAAUUCUUUCCUGUAUACAUACUAUCAGCAGAGACCCCUUCCUGAAAUGGAUUAUACGGCUUAUACUGGUCAAAAUGGUUUUGAUUUUAAUGGAAAUGCUGCAGCUGCUCAAAACCCAGGAGCAGGCCAAACCGGUUCCAGUUCUUUUGAGUAUACAAACUAUCAGCAGGGACCCCUUUCUGAAAUGGUUUAUACUGGUCAAAAUGCUUUUGAUCCUAAUGGAAAUGUUGCAGCUGCUCAAAACCUUGGAUCAGGCCAAACUGGUCCCAGUUCUUUCGUCUAUACCUACUAUCAGCAGGGACCCCUUCCUGAAACGGAUUAUACUGGUCAAAAUGCUUUUGAUCCUUAUGGAAAUAAUGCAGCUUCUCAAAGUCCAGGAGCAGGCCAAAUCGGUCCCGGUUCUUUCUUAUAUGCAAACUGUCAGCUGGGACCCCUUCCUGAAAUGGCUUAUAUCGGUCAAAAUGCUUUUGAUCCCUAUGGAAAUGCUGCAGCUGUUCAAAACCCAGGAGCAGGCCGAAUCAGCGGUCCCAGUUCUUUCAUGUAUACAAACUAUCAGCAGGGACCCCUUCCUGAAAUGGAUUAUACUGGUCAAAAUGCUUUUGAUCCUUAUGGAAAUGAUGCAGCUUCUCAAAAUCCAGCAGCAGGCCAAAUCGGUCCCGGUUCUUUCAUAAAUACAAACUAUCAGCUGGGACCCCUUCCUGAAAUGGCUUAUAUCGGUCAAAAUGCUUUUGAUCUCUUUGGAAAUGCUGCAGCUGCUCAAAACCCAGGAGCAGACCAAAUCGGCAGUCCCAGUUCUUUCAUGUGUACAAACUAUCAGCAGGGACCCCUUCAUGAAACUGCUUAUAAUGGUCAAAAUUCUUUUGAUCCUAAAUGAAAUGAUGGUGCUGCUCUAAACCCUGGAGCAGGCCAAACCGGCGUUCCCAGUUCUUUCGUGUACACAAACUAUCUGCAGGGACCGCUUCCUGAAAUGACUUAUACCGGUCAAAAAUUCUUUUGAUCCUACUGGAAAUGAUGCAACUGCUCAAAACCCUGGAGCAGGACAAAUUGGUCCCAAUUCUUUUGUGCACACUAACUAUCAGCAGGUAACCCCUUCCGGAAACAGCUUAUACUGCUGCAGAAAAACCAGACAAUGUUUUUCAGCAGGCGUAUGGUAGCUUGAAGAGACCACAUACUGAAUCACAUGCAUCUGCUAAUUCGGAUAAAUUCUUUAAAAAGGUAAAACUUGAUGCUGGUGAUAGUAAUGGAUACAGAGCAAACAACUAUGGCCCAGGGAGAUAUUGGGGCUGAAACUGCUCAUGGAAAGUUUUUCCGCCACUAGCUGUCUAAUACGAAUACAGAAUGGAAAGUAUACAAACGAGGGCCUCGGGCUGUGUUCUGAAGAAAUCAACAGCAAGAUAUAGAUGGGCAUGAUAAGGAUUAAGGGAAUUAAUAUCUAGAAGAUUUUGUUUGAGUAUAUAUCUCUUUUAUUUGAUUUUUUGAGUAUCUCUUUUAGAUUUAGGAUAGGAUAUCUCUUUCCUUAUCUCUUUCAGUUAGGAAAAAAGAUCUCUGUUCACAUCUAUAAAAGAUGAACCUCUUGUUGGGAGAGGGCAUCUGGCAGAAGAUCACAGGUAUUGAUCGGUAAAGAUACUGUGGCCUCCUACGGAGGAUUUAAUUGAGAUUACAUUAGUAUUUUCUUUCAGUUAUUUAGUCGAACAGUUGGUAGAAUUGUUUUUUUCCAUUCAAUAUUUUAUUAAGUUCCUUUUAUUAUAUAAUUGGUGUGUGAUUAUCUGCCUGAGUCGAUAGUUGUUGGAUACUACUCAUCUGCAUCGCUUUCCUUAUGGUUGCUGUCCGUCCUUUACUCUAACACUGUUUGCCAAGCAGUACAAUUUGAACCCGAAAGUUGUUGGUGCUCAAUACUCAAAAAGGAGAUUCUGAAGAAGUUAAGCGACUCCAAUAUAUAGAUCAACCGAGGCAAAUACUUUACGGGGAUAAGUAUAGGCCGAACAACAAUGUGCAAAUGACAUGAUGGUAAUAGAAAUUAGUUAUGUUAUUAGUAGUGGGAUGUCCUGACCUGUGUAUCCUUGCUGUUCAUCUGUUUUCUUUAACAAAAACCCCCUUUUGUUUGUUUAUUAAUGAAUGCGUUUUGCUAUUAUACAACAUUCUUUCUUUAGUCAUUUACCUGACUAUACUGUUGUUCCGGGGGCACAAGCUCCGCACAAUCUGUGUUUUAUCAAUGAAAGUAAUGCAAAAAAAUAAAAAUAAAAUUGUUUUAUACUGAUGGAUUGUAUUUUAAUCUAAGCACAGCCCGUAGUUUCGGGUUGUCAUUCCUUCCCUUCAGUUAUAUGCCUACUGUUUUCAGCUGUAAGUACUUUUAAUAAAGUUUUAACAUAUCCUAAGAAGGAAAUUACCACUGAUUUGAUUAUGCUACUGGGCAUCCCCAAUGCACAGUGCAUCAGAUUCCAAGUUUUGGAAGUAUGGUUCCUGUCAAAUAUCUUCAGGUAAUUAUUAUCCUCCGCAGCAAUGAUUUGGCUUUAAGAAUUGCUAUUUUAUAUCAUUUGCCAAAUUUAAAAACAGUAAAUUACCCCUGACUUUUUUAAGGAGACUAAUUAUAAUAGUUGUGUUAGUAAUUACACUCAUUUAAUGUUGUUUGCACCUCUAAUUAAUGUAACUUUUAAUAUUCUUAUAUGAAAGUAAUUAGUGGAGAACUUUUGUAAUUAUUAUAAUACUAUUAAUUAGAAUGAUAUUAAUUGUAUGGCCUCUUUUGGUAUGUACAAUGAGGUAGAGCAUCUCAAGUAAUUAUUACUCUGUAAUAUCUAAGUCUGUAAAAUUUUACUCUCAUUAUCUCAUCCACCUGUUAAGAACUUAAUCUGAUGACUCAUUAGUGCGCCCUGAUUCGUGGGGGGCGCGCUCCGGAUUAUUACCUAAUUGCCUUGGUGUGCUCCUAACAACACGGGCUUUGCCUACAAUGGACUAUGGGAUGUUCUACGUGAUGAGUUAAACCUUUUUGUGGAUCAUUAUCACUUUUUUUGUGUGUAUCAACUGUUGCAAUCUUUAGCUUUUCUGAGACCCUUUUAUUUUCCUCUAUGAUUUUGGGACUAGAACUUGUCAACUAUAGUGAUGUUGCUAAUGGGGCUAUUUAUAAUCUAUUUUCAGAUGCGUUUUGGACAACAAAAUCGUAAGAGCUGGUCACAAACUGACAGAGUGCUUUUGCUUGUGGAAAUGCUGACAAAAUCACCUGCAUUGUUGAUCAGCCGUUGAAUCCAAACCCCUAAGAAACCUGGAAAAAGCAGCAAAGCAGAAGACCCAAAGACAAGUUAAAGAUACAAAACAAAGUUAAGUUGGUCAAUUUUUGGUAGUCAGAUUCUAAUAAAUUUAUAGUUCCAGGCCAAUGGAAUUAGUUAUUUUAAUCCAAAGAAAAUGAAUCUUUCAGAAUUAGUGGAAAGAUUGUAAACUCACUUUUCUUUCUUUAUAGUUAUGUAAAAUGCAAUUUCUGUUACAUAGAUUAAUCAUUUUAUUUUGAAAAAUUACAAAAUGACAAAAAUAACCAAUUACAUGUCAUCUUGCAUUUAAAUGCAAUUUUCCAAAAAUAAAAUGAGAGUUAAAAAAGUAACUCUGGUUAAGCUAAAUUGUGUAAUAACCAUGGUUAAUUUAUAACUCUAGUGAGAUAUUUUUGUAGUAUAAAAAUCCUGUGAAAACCCUUCAAUAGUCACAACCUUUUAUUCCAUUUACAGAUAAAUUUACAUUUCAGUAUUCUCUGAGAGAGUUUUUGACUUCUCCCCCCUUUCAAUUUGGUGCUCUUCAAGGAAAGUUCAGAAAGCAGGAGCUUUCAACUCCAGCUGAUUGAAGUUCUUAUCUUUACUGCUGCUGUCAGGUUAUGCUGAGUGCUCUUUCUGACCCUGUUAAUAGCAUAAUUAUGGAGUGCAAUAAAGAUGAAGCAACCCGGGCAAAGUUAAUUGCUGAGAGCAUGAUAGAGCAGAUGGAUUAUCUCGGUGCAAAGAAGUUAGCGCUGAAAGCUCAAGCUUUAUAUCCAGAGCUUUAUGGUAUUACACAGCUGCUGACAACCUUGGAUGUGUAUCUAUCUGGGGAGAAGAUAGAUGGGGAAGUAGAUUGGUAUCGAGUGCUAUGUGUGAACCCUUCAGAUGAUCACGAUACCAUAAAAAAGCAGUUCAGAAAGCUUGCACUAAAGCUGCACCCAGAUAAAAAUUCUUCUGUUGGGGCAGAUGGCGCAUUUAGACUCAUUUCAGAAGCCUGGAAUUUGCUAUCCAAUGAAGAAAAGAGGGUGGCAUAUAACCAAAGGAGGGGACAUGGGGGUGUCCAAAAGACUGUCCUAACAAAAACUGGUGGUCCAUCAGCACCGUGCGGGGCAUGGAAUCAUGCACAUACUCGCCCAAGUCAACAGAAUGUUCCAUCAGCUUCAACCCAGAAAAGUAAAAAGAAAGUUCCAGGACACACUGGUGGUCCAUCAGCUGCAGCACAUACUGCUGGUCCUUCUAGUUCAACUUCUACCUGGAAGUCGCGGAGUAAAAUUACAAAGAAGGCCAGGACCCAAAGAUCCGAUACAUUUUGGACUGUCUGCCGUGGAUGCAAUGUCCAUUUUGAGUAUCUUAAGAUGUAUGGCAAGCUUACUCUUCUUUGUCGCAAUUGUGAUAAGCCGUUUACUGCUUUGGAGAUAGCAACACCGGUAUUUUCUAAAUCAGCCAAACCGAUUCCUUGGGUUCGACUGGAGCCAUUAAACACAAGUUUUCCUGUUCAAAAUGCUUGUGAUCCUAAUGGAAAUGCUGCAGCUUCUCCAGGAGCAGGCCAAACUGGUCCUAGUUCUUUCGUGUAUACGAACUAUCAGCAUGGACCUUUUCCUGAAACGGCUUAUAAUGGUCAAAAUGCUUUUGAUCCCAACAGAAAUGCUGCAGCUGCUCAAAACCCAGGAGCAGGUCAGUCCGGUCCCAGUUCUUUCGCGUAUUCAAACUAUCAGCACGGACCCCUUCCUGAAAUGGCUUAUACCGGUCAAAAUGCUUUUGAUCCUUGUGGAAAUGUUGCAGCUACGCAAAACCCAGGAGCAGGCCAAACCGGUCCUAGUUCCUUCGGGUAUACAAACUAUCAGCAAGGAUUUCAGGCUUUUACCGGUCCCAGCUCCACUUCUUUCGUGUAUACAAACUAUCAGCCGGGACCAGAGGCGGAUCCACGUUGGGGCAUGGGGGGUCCUUGGGGCUAGUAACCUGGACGUCGAAGGCUCGAAACCUUCGCCGAACAUUUGUUGUUUUCCUUGGAUAUUGUUGUUUUUUUUGGAUUUUCUCAUAGCUAGACAGCUACAUUAAUUCAUUUAUUCGAUCUUUAUAGUUAAUUCAUUAGCUGGUAGAUUCAUUUA